Messenger RNA from Aureobasidium namibiae CBS 147.97, 2220 nucleotides. RefSeq lists its product as uncharacterized. The record is from RefSeq and is a predicted model, not a curated record. The transcript has 2 exons. Gene Ontology annotation, molecular function: chitin binding; oxidoreductase activity; copper ion binding. Bases 1 to 2220 code for a protein of 739 amino acids. NCBI's taxonomy places the organism in Eukaryota, Fungi, Ascomycota, Dothideomycetes, Dothideales, Saccotheciaceae.
AUGCGUUUCUCCACAAUCUCCGCACUGCUGUGUGCAGUCGGAGUACUUGCUGCUCCCAGCACAUCUCAAGAAGCCAAUGGACUCACCAUCAGCGAGGAUGGAAAGUGUGGUGGCUCCACCGGCCAGACAUGCUUGAACUCAUAUCUUGGUGACUGUUGCUCAAAAGCAGGCACUUGCGGUGAAGGUGCCUUCUUCUGCGGUCUUGGCUGUCAGAAGCAGUUUGGUGGUUGCCUUCCUACUUACAAGGGCAAGCUUGUUAGCCAGAAUGGUAUGUGUGGUCACGAUAUCACCUGCAAGGGCUCCAAGUUCGUCAUGACGGUUUCGGCCAACUCUACCACCAGCGCACCCUUGACGACUGCUCCUGUUGCUACUGGCGGUUCGGCUAGCCUCUCAACCUCGUCUGGAAAGUACACCAACACCACCAGCUCAGCAUUGACCACAAGCUCUGCUGCACCUACCUGGGCCUUCAACAACUGGGGCGGUAUCACAUCAGGACAUCCAGUCGCUACCAACACCACUGCCUGCUCAGUCAAGCCCACUUCUACCGCUACGUGUGUUCGUUGCGAGGGUCAGCCAGGAACUGACAAGUACUGUGGUCUCACCAUCAACGAUGACUCUUACGCCGUUGUCCCCAAGACUUGCAACCAGGUUGAGUUCAGCCUGGACUUGACUGAGUGUGUUGUCGCACCCGAUGGUAUCAGCCGCAAGGCUCUCUGUGUCAAUGGCCAGUUCCCCGGUCCCCUCCUGGAAGCUUCAUGGGGUGAUGAAGUUAUCAUUCACGUCACCAACUCCAUGACUCGCAACGGAACUUCUAUCCAUUGGCACGGUAUCAGACAGAACUACACCAACGAGAUGGAUGGUGUCGUCGGUCUCACCCAAUGCGCUCUUGCCCCUGGCCAAAGCAUGACCUACAAGUGGACCGCUGAAAGCUACGGAUUCUCCUGGUACCACUCUCAUUUGACUCUCCAGGCAUACGAGGGUCUCUUUGGUCCUAUGUACAUUCACGGUCCCAAGUCCGCUGAGUACGAUGUAGAUGCUGGCCAUCUUAUCAUCAACGACUGGUCUCACAUUCCCGUUGAUGACAUGUACAAUGAUGCGCAGGUUGCUGGCGUUAGAACAAUGGACACUGGAUUGAUCAACGGUAUGAACAUCAACCCUGUUGCCAAGGAGGGUACGCCUGCAGGUCAGCGCUACACUGUUCCUACCGAAUUUGUUCCCGGCAAGAAAUACUUGUUCCAGCUUCUCAACAGCGCCAUCCAGUCGACCUUCAAGUUCUACAUUGAUGGACACAAAUUCACUGUCAUCGCGGCUGACUUCGUGCCUAUCGAGCCUUACGAGACCACCGUCUUGUCCAUCAACAUCGGUCAACGUUACGAGAUCAUCGUCGAGGCUGACCAGGAAGUCGGUGACUACUUCUUGAGAUUCGACAACCAGAACGCUUGUGCUACCACCACCAACUCUGACGAUAUCAGAGGUAUCAUUCACUACGCAGGAAGUCCUGGCGUUACACCCAACUCGACUGCUCACACCUACCCUCGCAAGGAUAACGGUGUUGGUGGUAUCCUCGGUACCUGCGAGGACGAGCCUCUUGCCAGCUUAGUCCCUAUCCUCAAGAAGACAGUCAGCUCUCCCCAUCAGACUGUCCAGCACGACGUCGCUGUCUCAAACUCCAACGGUAUCAACCUUUACCGCUGGUACCUCGACGGCACCACUUUCCAGUCCAACUGGGGCGAUGCAACUCUCUACAGCAUCAUAAACAACGACACCAUCCCUACCUACUCAGGCGAUCUCGCUAUCUCUACUUCCCUUGGAGAGUGGGUCUACGUCAUCAUCGAGUCCCCCGUCCCGCUCGGUCAUCCUAUCCAUUUGCACGGUCACGACUUCUACGUUCUCGCAGCGGGAUACGGCAACUAUGGCAGUGGUACCGCCCUCAACCUCGACAACCCUCCCCGUCGUGAUGUCGCUUUCAUGCCUGGUGAUGGUCCCACUGGACAAGGCGGUCAUCUUGUCAUUGCCUUCUUCACUGACAACCCUGGUGUCUGGCUCAUGCACUGCCAUAUUGGUUGGCACGUGGCUAUGGGUUUUGCUCUUCAGUUCAUCGAAGGCCAAGAGCAGAUCAGAGAGACUGUCACUGAUACCUGCCUUGUCAAUGAUGUCUGCGCCACCUGGCGUCCUUGGGCUCAGGAGAAGGGUAUCUACGUCGAUGACAGUGGUGUGUAA